AGCUGCUACUGCUCAAGACUGGGAGUGCUAAAGCUGUCACUGAAGCUCCUCUAGCCUUGCUUUGCAAUGUUUUGCGCUUGCUGUGGCUCCGCUGAUGAAGAGGGCACUUUCGCAGAAGUUGAUGCCCACAGUUCUAUGGGGACCCUGCAAGAAUCUCCAGGAAAAUCGACAGUCCCAGCAGAGGUGAAGGAGGUGAAGGAGGUGAAGGAAGUGAAGGAAGUGAAGGUGGUGAAGGAUCCGCCGAAGGUGCCAACUCCCAUCACCGAAGGUGAGUUCGAGGUGGAGAUAGUUCCAUCCGCAAUUCAGCCGGGGAGGACAGAUGGGAGUCUCGGCCUUGAUUAUGACUUCAUUGACAGCAAAGGCCUGACCAUCACCAAGAUCUCUGAUGGAUUGGUGAAGGAAUACAACGUCAAGUUUCCUGAGCGAGCCCUGCAGCCCUUCGAUCGCAUCAGCUCUGUGAACGGGGAGACAGGCUCUUUGGAUGAUCUCUCCGACUUGCUGCUCAAAGCAAAGGAUUCGUUGAAAUUGAAGCUCACUCGACCGAAGGAGCGUUCUGUGAACAUCCCCAAGAAGUCGGAUCCAUUGGGGGCACAGAUGGACUUUAAGGAUUCAUCUGCUGGGCUUGUGCUGACCAAGCUCAUGGAUGGAGGCCUGCUCUCGAGGUGGAAUGCUGAACAUCCAGAAGACUCCGUUUUGCCGGGUGACCGUGUGGUGAAAGUGAAUGGCGAGCCGCUGCUCGGUCUCCCGAUGGUCGAGAAGAUCAAGAAGGUGUGUUUUUGAGCAUGCUGCGGUUUCCGCCUUCCAGGCUUUUCUUGUACAGCUUCCCGCUAAGGGACCACUUCGCAGCGCUUUCCCGGAUUCACUGGCCGAUUUGUGUUGAUGCAGAUCAUGUUGCUCCCAUACAGCACCCUCUUACAGGCUGUUUCCGCACUUAGGUUCGUGCACGUCCAGUUCCUCUUCCCUUUUCGUUCGCUCACUUCGUUCGUAGAUUGCCG
This is a messenger RNA of Durusdinium trenchii, 995 nucleotides long. The record is from the annotation of a GenBank genome assembly. NCBI's taxonomy places the organism in Eukaryota, Dinophyceae, Suessiales, Symbiodiniaceae.